Emiliania huxleyi CCMP1516 is the source of this 2649-nucleotide messenger RNA. RefSeq lists its product as hypothetical. Lineage: Eukaryota; Haptophyta; Isochrysidales; Noelaerhabdaceae. The transcript has 7 exons. The coding region runs from base 1 to 2238 and encodes 745 amino acids. The record is from RefSeq and is a predicted model, not a curated record.
AUGGCCGUCGGACUCCUCGCGCUGGCCGCCAUCGCCGCUCCCACGUCCACGACCGCACGGUCGCCACUCUUCAGUUCCACGCCAGACCCUCCGCUCGACGCACGUGUGGUCUCCUCCGGGGCCUACCACAGCGACGGACUGGCUGAGCCAUACCGCGACACCGUCCUCUCGGUCUGCGGCAUCAUGGCGGCAUGCACCGAGUCUGGCUAUACUUGGAAGAUCAACUUUGAACCCAAACCCGACGAAAUUUGGCCAGAGUAUCUCGCUGAGGUCCACGCCGAAGAGGUCGCCGGGCGGAGUCUGUCAGGAGCCACGGCGACCAUCUCCCACGAAUUCAAGCUUCCGGGCCACUACCGCGUCGAGGUUUCGUAUGGAAGAAGCUCGCAAGUCACCUUCGUCCGCUGCGCAUACGCCCGCCGCGAGGUGCGUGACCUCGCUAAAGCUGAUUGGGACAAGUACGUGGAGGCGAUGUGGACCAUUGCGCUGCUGCCAUCGGAGCUGGGGCAGGAGCGGUUCGCGUGCCCCAACUUCUAUAACCUCAACGUCUUUACCACGAUGCACGGCGUCAACAGCAUGAAUCGGACGUGCGACCAGGCAUACCCGGAAGUCGGCAUCAAGUCGUUGCUGGACUCCGAAAUCGUUGGUCCGGCCUACUACGGCGGCGGCAAGGCUAACUACGACGAUCGCGACCCGUACGACCCGUACUAUGUCGAGGACGGCCGCUUUGCGCGUUUCCCCCUGCGGGCAAACCGGACGGGGCUCUGCGAGGAGUCGCGGCCUCUCUUUGACGACGCAUACGUCGAUCACUGCAAGUCGAUCAUGGAGGGCGAGGGUGUGUAUACCUUUCGCGGCCCUGCAAACUCGAGCGGCAUCUGGAUGGUGGAGCCACGCUCCGACGAUUCGUACGAGUACGUCUCUCGGCGCAGCUUCUACGGCUAUGCCAACGAGGCUGGCGUCGGCGACAUCGCGCUGCCACAUCUCAUCCCGACCUACGAGGUGCUCGCAAUGGCGACGAGCAUGCCGCUGCUGACCGAGGCGGCCUCUUACAUCAUGAACGACCCAGUGCACGGAUACGCGCACUACACCCUCUCAGGGCUAUGGGGUGGCGGGCUCGACUCCUCGACGAUGUGCAGGGCGGAUGCGCUGGGACCCGCCCCCAUCCCGCUGAUGGAAGUGAUCAAGGACCCCAGCAGGUACGCGGUCUUCGCGUGGUACAACCACAUCAUCGGCCGGGAGAAUGGCUGCUUCACUUGCGACCGCGACGGGUGCACCCGCACAUCCGACGCAGACGAGAAAGGCUGUGCUGACCUCAAUUUCGAAACGCCUCAGUGGAGCGAGUUCGCCGAGGUGGACCCGAUCACUGGCUACGCGAACUUCUGGCACCUGCACCUCAACCAGUUCAACAACGGCAUGUGGAUGAAGGAGAUUUUUUACGGGAUGAGUGGCAGGGCACUCGGCAACGACAAGAUCUUCAUGCCGAACACAGGCACAUUCGGCCGCCACCCGUGGGCCAACCAAGACCCACUCUUCCUCGCGCACCACGCCUUCACCUUUGUGGCCUGGGACCUCGCGAUGAAGAACAUCCGUGACAAGGGCAUCAGCCAGCCGCCGUUGUACGACCUCGAGGAGUUCAUCCGGCAGCGCGGCGUCGACGAAUGCCCGGGCCACAAUCCAGACGACGCGACGGCCACCGCCGUGUAUCGCAACCUCGUGCGCUACCGCAGUGGCCAAACGCCCGGUUCGCGUCAGACAUGGCGCGACAUCAUGACCAUGUGGGCGCCCGACCGCAAAGACUACGAAUGGAUCGUCAAGGAUCCGUACCUCACCGACCUCGAGUUGCUCGCCAACUCGCCCGACUGCAAUGAGGCAUGCGAGGACAGCGCCAGCAUCAUCAGCACGUUCCCGCCUUUCCCGGACUUGGACCUCACGCCGACGCAAAUGUGCCAAGCCACCAUCCAGAACCUCGUUGGCUCCGGCAUGACCGGACGGCAGGCAUGCGACACCAGGCUCAAUGCCAUCAGCAACCAAACGUUCUUCCUCGCAGACUUCCUCACGGUCGAGAACUCGUGUGAGAUGAGCUGCAGGUUCUGCACUUUCGUGUGCGCAAACAGUGGACCCCGCCCAGGGCAGCUUGCUGCUGUCAAUGACCGCGACGAGGGGCUCAGCCAGGCCCUGGAGGAGCGCAUCGAGAAGUACUUGGCCAGUGGCCAGCACAAGAGCCGCGGCGGCCUGGUCUGACGAUUUAGUCACAUAGUUGUCCAGAGAUGCCAGUGCGCGUGAGUGGCCUCGUGGCGGUGGCCGCCCGUGCUCUCUUCUCUCUCCUACCCGUUGGAACCAAGCGGGGGCGUGCAUUCGCUCUCCACUAGUUGGCCGUGGCGGUGGCCGCGCGUACUCAUCUCUCUUCUCUCUCCUCCCCUUUGGCCAGGCGUGCAUUCGCUCUCCACUAGUUGGCCGUGGCGGUGGCCGCCCGUACUCUCUUCUCUCUCCUACCCGUUGGCCAGGCGGGGGCGUGCAUUCGCUCUCCACUAGUUGGCCGUGGCGGUGGCCGCGCGUAUAGGCUACUCGUGUUUGUGUGUUCGCUCCUUUCCUCGGGCCGUUCCAACCUUCCAGCAUCUCCUAAGGUAGUAUAGUAGGAUGAGAACGGGUGCC